Messenger RNA from Cladophialophora psammophila CBS 110553, 360 nucleotides. RefSeq lists its product as uncharacterized. NCBI's taxonomy places the organism in Eukaryota, Fungi, Ascomycota, Eurotiomycetes, Chaetothyriales, Herpotrichiellaceae. Bases 1 to 360 code for a protein of 119 amino acids. The record is from RefSeq and is a predicted model, not a curated record. The transcript has 2 exons.
AUGUCUCGCGUCGUCCUAGCCACCAGCAUUACUCACGCCCUCGUCGCGGUUGGGCAUACGGUGCAUGGUCUGAACACUUUCGCCCUGCCGGCGUGGACCUCCCUCCCGGCCCUGCUCCGCUGCUAUGCAAAGGCAGGCUGGUACCAAGGCAGCGUCUUCUUCAGCAUCGCUGCGCUGUUCACGUACCAGCUCUCGCAGCGCGACCCGGCGACGUGGACGACGAUCGAGCGCGCCAUCACUGGCCUGACGAUGGCGCUGUACUGCGUGAGCAGCGCGUGGUAUUUUCGGCACGGUGAUAAGGCUACGGGCGUUGUCACCGGGUUCGGCGGAGCGAUGUCUGCACUGACACUGAUGCAGUAA